This is a messenger RNA of Glycine soja, 2260 nucleotides long. Its product is annotated as trihelix transcription factor GT-2-like. Lineage: Eukaryota; Viridiplantae; Streptophyta; Magnoliopsida; Fabales; Fabaceae. Bases 89 to 1945 code for a protein of 618 amino acids. The record is from RefSeq and is a predicted model, not a curated record. The transcript has 2 exons.
ACCCUUAUAUAGUAUUCACCUUGUCUUCUAUUAUUCAUUUUUUCCCUCUAGCUGUAAUUGCAUAGGGACACAACAUCUCUAUAGCUAUAUGCAGCUAGGAGACUCAAGUGUGUUGGAGAUCUCCUCCCAUACCCAGCCUGAGAUGGCGGUGACGGCAGUAGUGUCGCCACCAGAAGAAGUAGUCCAUGAUGGCAGCGACAACAGUGGUGAUGGUGGUAGUGGUGAUGGUGGUGGUGGUGAGAUGAUUGGGAUGGACUUGGAUGCAAAUUCAGGUGAAGGAAAUGAAGGUAAUAAUAAGAUGAGCUUUGGAGGGAACCGGUGGCCCCGCCAAGAAACUUUGGCUCUCUUGAAGAUAAGGUCGGAUAUGGAUACAGUUUUUCGAGAUUCAAGUCUUAAAGGUCCACUUUGGGAAGAAGUUUCAAGGAAAUUGGCAGAACUUGGAUAUCAAAGAAGCGCAAAGAAGUGCAAGGAAAAAUUUGAGAACGUGUACAAGUACAACAAGAGAACCAAAGACAACAAAAGUGGCAAAUCACAUGGAAAAACCUAUAAAUUCUUUGAUCAAUUACAAGCCCUUGAGAACCAAUUCACAACAGUCUCUUACCCGCCAAAACCACAACCUACUUCUACUUUGGCAACAACAAACCCAUUGACAUUGCCAACAAGGCCAAGUGAUCAUGGUAACAAAGUUAUCUCUUAUGUCACAACUUUUCCUUCCACAAACCCUACUCUCAUUUCACCUUCUCCACAAACCAACACUACCACCACCACCACCACAACAACAUCCACAACCAACCCUAGAGAUUCAUCACGACCACAAACCAACAACAACAAUAAUAGUGUCACACACUCUUUGCCAAACAUGAACACCUCUUUCUCUACCACCACUGCCUCCACCUCAUCCUCCACAGCAUCAGAUGAAGACUUGGAAGAGAGGUAUAGGAGGAAGAGAAAGUGGAAGGACUACUUCAGGAGGCUCACUAGGAAGGUCUUGUUGAAGCAAGAGGAGAUGCAAAAGAAGUUCUUGGAAGCCAUGGACCAAAGGGAGAGGGAAAGGGUGGCACAACAAGACAAUUGGAGGAUGCAAGAAAUGGCAAGGAUCAAUAGGGAGCAUGAGAUUCUUGUUCAAGAGAGAUCAACAGCAGCAGCCAAAGAUGCUACAGUCAUUGCAUUAUUGCAAAAGAUGUAUGGCCAACAAAACCCCACACAACAAGUUGAAGUAGAGCCACCACCACAACAGAAGCAAACAAUUCCCCAAUCGCUGCCUCCAAUAUUAAUGCCAAACAAUAAUUUCGAGGUCAAGAAAAUAAAUAAUGGUCACAGUGUUACUAGUACUACUACUGGUACUGUUGCUACUGCUGCUACUACUACUACUACUUCGCCGGUGAAUUCUUCUUCUUCUCGGUGGCCGAAGGCGGAAGUUCAUGCUUUGAUAAGGAUAAGGACAAGUCUAGAAACCAAGUAUCAAGAGAAUGGACCAAAAGCUCCAUUGUGGGAAGAUAUCUCAAUUGCAAUGCAAAGGCUUGGGUACAACCGGAGUGCAAAGAGAUGCAAGGAAAAAUGGGAGAACAUCAACAAGUACUUCAAGAGAGUGAGGGAGAGUAGCAAAGAAAGGCGUGAAGAUAGCAAGACAUGUCCCUAUUUCCACGAGCUUGAAGCUCUAUACAAAGAAAAGAGCAAAUCGUCCAAGAACCCCUUUGGCAUCUUCCAGAAUAUGAAGCCUAAUGAGAUGAUGCUGAUGAUGACGGAGCCACUGAUGGUGCAACCGGAGCAACAAUGGAGGCCCCCACCUCAAUCAUUGGAAGAGGGUGUAGGGAUGGAGAAUGCAAGUGAAGAAUAUCAUGAAAAUGAAGAAAAUGGUGGUGACGAUGAUGAUAACAUUGAAGAGGAUGGAGAUAGUGUGGAAGAUGAAGGAGCAAACCCGUGUGAGAUUGCGACAAAUAAUUAAACGUGCUUCAGUGGACACCGUUGAAGUAGACAAGAUAAGGAAUUUUCUGAAUGGAGAAAAAUUAAGUGUGUGGUUAAAUUUACUUUUACUUAUUUCGGAAAAAAUAGUCCUUUAUUUUUUUUAUCAUUUUUUUAGACUUCAAAUUGUGAUUAUUUCUUAAGGAAAACAAAUGUUGGGUAUAGUAUAGUCAUUCAAUUUUUUAUUUUUCCAAUGGGGUUGUAACAUGCUACUGAAAAAAAUUGUCAUAGAUUGUUGACAUUAAAGGCAUGGCACAAACACCUGCACCAGACAAUUCAAUUCUUUAAUCAUCAUUCA